This is a messenger RNA of Cinclus cinclus, 1614 nucleotides long. RefSeq names its product mucin 13, cell surface associated (gene MUC13). NCBI's taxonomy places the organism in Eukaryota, Metazoa, Chordata, Aves, Passeriformes, Cinclidae. The transcript has 18 exons. The record is from RefSeq and is a predicted model, not a curated record. The coding region runs from base 1 to 1614 and encodes 537 amino acids.
AUGACAGGGAAGCUGACUUGUCUUCUGGCCCUCACCUUCUUACUGUUUCGAGUGAAUCAGACCAGACUGAACAGCCCCAACUUUCUCAGACUGUCUUCACAGGUGAGGUGCUCCAGCCUUCUGACCAUCUUUGUGGCCUCCUCUGGCCUCAUUUCUUCUUAUGGGACCACUGAACGCAGCCCUGCAGAAAUUGCUGCUGAAACCCAGACAACACAAAAGAACACAACACUGAUGACAGCCAGAGUGCUUAGAGUUGUCCUACACACACAGAAUUCCCCAAGGCUUUUUGAACAGCCACUGCUAAGCAGUGCUGACACAUCUCUUCUCUUCUCUUCAUCAGAAAACAGUACUCAAAAUGGAACAAGUCCUGAGACAACAGUGCCAACAAGCCCAACACCUACAGAAAACAGUACUCAAAAUGGAACAAGUCCUGAGACAACAGUGCCAACAAGCCCAACACCUACAGAAAACAGUACCCAAAAUGGAACAAGUCCUGAGACAACAGUGCCAACAAGCCCAACACCUACAGAAAAAUGUCUCAUCUAUGAGAAUGUCCUUAUGAAGUUGGACUAUUGCCAUGGAGAUCCUUGUGGAAGAAAUUUGGCUACAUGUAUUUCCUUAAACAGCAAUUAUACCUGUGAGUGCAAAUAUGGAUUCUACUACAGCAAUCAGAAUUGUUAUAGAGGGAAAGCAUUCGCAGCAACCAUUGCAGUGAACGCAAAUUACACUGACAGCCUUCAAGAUGUAAAUUCUGCAGAGUAUGAAGAAAUGUUCAACAAGCUAUCACAAUUUUUUAGGGAGGCCUUAAGAAAUCUAACAGGCUAUGUAGAAACUGUCAUCGUGAAAAUUCAACCUCCAAGCAAAAGCAGAAAUGCUGUUCCAUUGAAUGUAACAGUGACAAACCUGUUCAUGUGGAACUCAACUGAAGAUAAGGGCAUGGUUGAUGCUGCAGUAACACAUGCAAUAAACAAUGCCUCCUAUGUCAAUUCUUAUCAAGCGGCAAAACAUUGUGAUAUUUAUCCAUGUGAUGCUAAAACCACAGACUGUCAAGAGGGCAUGUUUCCAGAAUGCAAAUGCAAAUCUGGUUUAGAAAAGACAGAAGGGGAUGAUCGUUCUUGUUCAGUUUGCAGUAAAAGCUGUUUUGAAGGGGCACACAAGUACUGUGUAAAAGAAGAGGUUCCAAGAUGCAAAUGUAUGGCUAACUUUAGAGAGGAGUCUGGAAAGUGUGUGGCUUGUUCAGUGGGCUACUCUGGGGAGGAAUGCACUGACAAUACUGAACUCAUCCUUAUAAUAGUGGGCACGGUGUUUGGAGCCAUUAUCCUGAGUUUAGUGAUAGCAAUCUCUAUUAUUUCAGUCAGGGCAAAAAACAAACGAAAUCCAGAGAUGAGGAGCCUGAUAAAGUCAGGCCAUUCUGAUAUGAAUACCUCUGAUGAUAGACCAAGCAUGUUCCCCAGGGUCCAGACUACUUCUGGCCACGCAAACCCAGGAUAUCAGCCAAACAACCCCUAUGAGAUGCGUUCCAAAAAUAGAGAUCAUUUUCCAGAGAGGGAUUAUGAUGAUAUGUAUGAAAUAUCACGGGAGCCUAGGGGCUUCAGGACACAGAGCAGAUAUUGA